Branchiostoma belcheri (Belcher's lancelet) is the source of this 688-nucleotide messenger RNA. RefSeq lists its product as uncharacterized. The coding region runs from base 233 to 673 and encodes 146 amino acids. Gene Ontology annotation, molecular function: actin binding. The transcript is spliced from 3 exons. NCBI's taxonomy places the organism in Eukaryota, Metazoa, Chordata, Leptocardii, Amphioxiformes, Branchiostomatidae. The record is from RefSeq and is a predicted model, not a curated record.
CGUCCAUUUUGGGGUGAACUUUAACCCUCCUCAGCGUUGCAGACGGCAUGAUCGAACAACAAACCCGUCAGAAAUUCCCGCCAGUUUCCACAAAAAAUAGUCGUUUUAGGCCCAAAAUAACCAACAUGUAACUUUCUUCAGGAUUUUAGGGAAUCUUUUGACCAAAGCUGUUGAUCGGGCCCGUCAUUUUUGUGCCAAAAAAUCGUCCGAAAUAAUCCGAUCAAGCUGCAAGAUGGCAGUGCCACAACACCAAACCCCAGCUGCUGUGCCAUGGGAAGACUUUGUCCACAUAAACCUCCUCCAGUACGGGGCAGUCAAGGGCGUGGCCCUCUUUGGUUGUCAUGGAAACCUGGUCUACUCCCAGGGCUGCCUCUCCGAUGGGAGGGACAGGGAAUUGUGGGGCCAGGUGAAAGACUUGUUCACCAAACUACCACCUGAAGAGGAGCGUCAGGUGAACCGAGUCCUCACCAUCCCUAUGGGUCAGAGGUCAGCCAACUUCCGGAUCUACCAGAUGACCGAGAACAGCGCAUAUGGAACAACGGAGAGACAGCGACACGGGGUCGUGGUGUGUCACCUCCCGCUGGGGAUCCUCGUGGCUCUACACGAGGAAAGGUUUCCCGCCAGCAAGGCGGUCUCCGUGGUCGAGAAUUUUUGUGGUCUGUUAAGAGCCUGAUUUAUAACUACAAGC